Molecule: messenger RNA, 989 nt
Organism: Vigna unguiculata (cowpea)
Lineage: Eukaryota; Viridiplantae; Streptophyta; Magnoliopsida; Fabales; Fabaceae
Product: mitochondrial pyruvate carrier 1-like
Biological process (GO): pyruvate import into mitochondria
Cellular component (GO): mitochondrial inner membrane
Source: RefSeq, a predicted model, not a curated record
ACGUUUGUUAAAUCAAAAGCAAUAAAAGGUCGUUACCAACCCUUCCUUCAGAUUUGACUCUCCGGCGCUGUCCUUCUCUUCUGCAUUCAACCGGCGAUUCUCAUUUCUUCAGUUCUUGAAUAACUGUAUCAUGCCAUGGGAUGUUAUUGAAUAAGAAGAAGGAGGGCUCAUGGUCAUGAGUCUUUUUCUGAGAAACCACCUUACUUUCACAUCUUACCUUGGCGGGUUUUAAUAUUAAAUAAAUAUUUGCACUUUACAUACAUCGUUAUUAUAUUUCUAUUGUGUUGAAGCAAUCUUACAAUUUCUAAUGGUAAAUCAGAAGUAGCACCAGUAUUUAAUGGCUUCCUUCAGAGCAUUUUGGAACAGUCCAAUGGGUCCCAAAACUACUCACUUUUGGGGACCUGUUGCCAACUGGGGAUUUGUGGCAGCUGGAUUGGCUGACAUGAAGAAACCUCCAGAAAUGAUCUCUGGCAACAUGACAGGAGCAAUGUGUAUCUAUUCAGCAUUGUUCAUGAGAUUUGCAUGGAUGGUACAGCCACGCAACUAUCUACUUUUUGCUUGCCAUGCCUCAAAUGAGACUGUUCAACUUUAUCAAUUCUCUCGAUGGGCAAGGGCAGAGGGGAAUUUGUCUGCUGAGAAGGAGGAAACUUCAGCUCAGUAACAUGAUGAUGACACUUUCCUCGGUGUAGUGAUUUAAAAGAUUUUGCAUUUGAACUUGUCGACGUAUGAAUAAGUGAUCGGUGGUGGUAACGAGGGCCUUGUGGAAACUGCUAAGGAUUCUGGCCGAGUUGAGCGUAUUUGAGGGCGUAUGGGUGGGUUUUAUAUGUCUAACAUAUUAACUGACCCAUGAAUGUUUAAUUUUAAAGCAUAACAAAGAUUUGUCUAUUUCUGAAAUUCAUUUCAAUUACAAACUUGAAGUUGAGCGUUGAGGAUUGUAUUGUGACUAGUUCUUUUGUUGAUGUUAUUGAGAUAAAAAUAAUAAUUUCAUA